AAGGUGUACCUAAUAAAAUGGCCAGUGAGUGUAAAUACAGUAUAUCUGUCAGAAAAAAAUCAGGGUGAAAUAUAUUUCUUUUCCACUUUUAAGCAAAUAUUCUUGUUUAGCAUCUUGAUUUAAGAAUGAUUACAUGUUUUUAUUGUUAAAUAACGAAACACGAAAGUAAAUUGUGCUGUUUAAGCAUGAAUUUUCAUGAAUAUUGAUGUGUGUUGCAGAUUAGAAACUUAGAUUUUUGGAGAAUAGGAUUAAUGUUAGAUUAUGAGAAAUCCUUCUGCAAGUCAACUGCUUUGUCAGCAAAUAAAUGCAAUUUAUGGAGAUAUUUUCUGAAAACCUGAAGGGACACAGGAUAAUUUUCUUAGGAAAAAAGGCAGAAAAAGAGUCUAUUGUAGUCCAGCAGGUUGUCAGACAGAAUGAAAAGCAUGUCUAUGACUGUACUGUGGCAUCUUUAGUGGAUCAGAGUGUCUCUUAUGCACUGAGGGUGUGUGUUUUGUGUGUGAGGUGUUAUAUUUAGGCCACAUGCCUUCAGUGUCAGGAGGGACGCUUCACUUUGAGAUGUAAAUAGAUGUUCAUUCUCUGACCUCUGUGCAGUUCGGGCCCUCGUGACCAUGUGACCCUCUGUGUGUCAGCCAGAAGCCUGGACCACGAGGUACAGCUGGGGGAAAGGACUGAAUAAUUUAACCAGCGCGCAAAGCUCCGCGCAAUGGAGGAACCGGGUCCGAUGGGUGAAUAACGGCCAGGUGUUCAGUUUAAUGAGCACCGGCUCCGAGUUUCACGCUCCGGUUCCGUCCAGGAGACAGUCCAGGGUGUAUCAGAGCAGCAGGACGGAUGCUGUUCCCGGCAGAAGCAUGCAAAUUCGGCUAGAAGCGAUGGAUAGACCUGCUAACAGCGCGCCGGACAGUGCGCUUUUGGGUCCGGACCGCGCGCAAUACAUCAUGGCGAACAGCCGCGCUCCUGGAGCCAGACAAAUGCAGGUCAUGCAGAGACACAGAGCUCCUCCAGCAAGCAGAAAUAACUCUACGGUCCCUUCGGAAUAUUCAGGUGGAGGUGGAAGAACUGGGGAAAACACCCGGAGAGGGCAAGCGGUUGCGAAUUUCCAACAAAUCGCAGCACCGACGGACAAUUCAAACACCGUCAAUUCAGAUAAUGGAAAUGAAGCGCGAACUCCAAAUGUGCCAGCCGAGCAGGGAGCUACAUCUGAAACUAUGCCUGGAGAUGAUCCGAGAAACAGGAAUACAGUUUUUUAUAACAUUUAUCCACCCGGCGGUAGGACGAUUAUUCCCCGCCGACCGCCGCCUGGCACCGGUUAUGGCACCAGAUUUUUCCAAAAUGGUCUGCCGGAUCUUGUGCCAGAUCCAUACUCCAUCCAGGCGGGUUCAUACAUCCAGCGCGUCCAGAUGUACGCGCUCCGGUGCGCGGCGGAGGAGAACUGCCUAGCGCGAACUGCUUACAGACCAACAGUCAGAGAUCUGGACUACAGGGUUCUGCUCCGAUUCCCGCAGAAGGUGCGAAACAUGGGAACGGCGGACUUUCUGCCCGUCAAACCCAGGCAUCAGUGGGAGUGGCACAGCUGCCAUCAGCAUUAUCACAGCAUGGACGCGUUCAGUCACUAUGAUCUGCUGGACAUCAGCACUGGACGGAAGGUUGCAGAAGGACACAAGGCCAGUUUCUGUCUGGAAGACACAGGCUGUGAUCCUGGCUUUCACCGCAGAUACGCCUGCACCGCACACACACAGGGUUUGAGUCCAGGCUGCCAUGACACAUACGCUGCCAACAUCGACUGUCAGUGGAUCGACAUCACAGAUGUCCCGCCUGGAAACUACUUUCUCAAGGUGACGGUGAAUCCGGAUUUCCUGGUGGCCGAGUCGGAUUUCUCCAAUAACGUGGUGCGAUGUGAAGUCAUUUACACUGGCAUUUACAUCCAGACCAGAAACUGCAUCAUAACUGGGAGUUAAAGUCUUCAGACUAACAAGUUGUUCUAAAGACCUAUAAAAUAGGUUUACUUAUAAUAAUUUGAUAGAUUUUUUAUAUGCAAUUUUUGGGAUAACUUGAACCAUUCAAUAUAGCUGUUGGAAUAAUAUGUAAUGACUAAAGUACUGUAUAUGUGUUUUAAAUGGCUUCAUGCGAACGUUUGCAUUAGACGGUUAUUUUUGCAUAUUUUUUUAAAUGAAGAGCUUUUUAGUGUUUGUAUUUAUUACAUUUGUACUAUUAUUAUUAUUAAUGAUUGCAACGUUUCUUUUAAGCAGAGGGUUGUUUGGUGCUUUAUUAGCUGAUGGUGAAUAUUGUGUUUACCACUAGUGUCAGAUAUAGACACGGCGUUUGGUUCUGCAGCAGUCAGUGGAUAUCAUCUGGAGUAUUAUACUGACGUUGUGUGUGUUUGCCAUGAUUAUAAUGAUGCCUCCGUGAAUGCUGGAGCUGAUGGACGAGGCCAGUUGUGGCUUGAGAUGCAAUAAACAGAAAUGCAGAGAAUGUAA
This is a messenger RNA of Danio rerio (zebrafish), 2474 nucleotides long. NCBI's taxonomy places the organism in Eukaryota, Metazoa, Chordata, Actinopteri, Cypriniformes, Danionidae. The record is from RefSeq and is a predicted model, not a curated record.